Penicillium vulpinum is the source of this 1149-nucleotide messenger RNA. Its product is annotated as MFS transporter. The record is from RefSeq and is a predicted model, not a curated record. The coding region runs from base 1 to 1149 and encodes 382 amino acids. Gene Ontology annotation, cellular component: membrane. The transcript is spliced from 7 exons. Gene Ontology annotation, molecular function: carbohydrate:proton symporter activity. Gene Ontology annotation, biological process: carbohydrate transport; transmembrane transport. Lineage: Eukaryota; Fungi; Ascomycota; Eurotiomycetes; Eurotiales; Aspergillaceae.
AUGGACACUAGUAUCAUCGGGCCCGUCACCAUUAUGGAAAGCUUCAUUGGGCAAUUUGGGAAGCACUCUUCUGCCGUCCAUGGUAUUCUGGUAUCCUGCAUUCUUCUUUGUGCCGCCCUCGGAUCUUUAUUUGCUGGCACACUCGCAGACCGACUAGGCCGCCCAAAAGCAAUGGCAUUUGGUGCAGGAGUCUUUAUUAUCGGAACGAUCUUGGAGGCCGCUGCAGUAAAGCUUUCAAUGUUUGCUGUGGGACGUGUAAUUGAGGGCAUUGGCUAUGGCCUCUACUUCAGCACGCAGACCGUCUAUAUCUGUGAAAUAUCACCAACAAAAGCCCGAGGGCCACUCACCUCAGGACCGCAGUUCAUGACAUGCGUGGCACUGGUAGUGGGCUAUUUUAUCAGCUAUGGUACGGUAAAAAUACCAGGCUCUCUUUCAUGGCGACUUCCCUUUAUCAUCAUUUCAGUGAUGGCUAUAUUAUACCUGCUAAUCAAUCUAUUCCUCCUACCGGAAUCCCCGCGAUGGCUGAUUAGACAUCGGAAUUAUCGUGCGGCUGAGAAGGUGUGGGACCAGCUAGAAGUCAAACAGGAAGACCGCGAAACUGAAAAUGAUAAAUCACCUCCCCAGGACCCUACGGCUAUCCCUCUGCAAUCAAAUCUAUCCGAGGAAGAAAGGAACAAGCCUUACGCCCCGUUACUUUUCCAGCAGGCUGGCCUGGAAUCUCAAGAAGCAUCAUUCUUAGUCAGCAUCUGCAUCCCUGCAACACUGCUAGCUGAUAAAUGGGGUCGCCGCACUAGCACACUAGUGGGAGGAGUGGGUUUGACAGCGCUCAUGAUCUUGAAUGGCAGCCUCUAUGCUGGCUACGACCUGGGGCACAGCAUCAAGGUGUGGGCGCCAGAGAUUCAGCCCCAGCAUACGCGCGCCCAGGCGACCAGUCUUGCAUAUGCGCCAAUUGGUGUGCCAAGCGCCUAUUUCCUGUUUGGUGGAUGCACUGCAGUGGCAACAGUUGUCAGUUUCUUCUACAUGGUCGAAACGAAAGGGAAGUCUUUGGCCGAGAUCGAGCGCGCCUUUAGGACGCGGAUACCGGUCGCGAGAACAGCUAUCCCUAUGGUGAGACUGCUGAACUCCCACCAUGAAACUAAAGCAGCAUAA